Rhodamnia argentea is the source of this 1459-nucleotide messenger RNA. RefSeq lists its product as uncharacterized. The transcript has 2 exons. The coding region runs from base 68 to 655 and encodes 195 amino acids. The record is from RefSeq and is a predicted model, not a curated record. Lineage: Eukaryota; Viridiplantae; Streptophyta; Magnoliopsida; Myrtales; Myrtaceae.
ACAUACCUCAGAUAUGGUACAACUGACAUGAGCAAUAUCAGUUACACUACAUACACCUAUACAUAGGAUGUUUCCUAUUCCUGUCCGUCUCACACGGCUCGCAGCAGUACUCACCCGAAUCAUCUUCCAGGAAGGUUUUGGCAGCAGUGAGCAGGUGGAAGUGGCACUUGGACUUGAUCAUUUCCAGCCAUGGGAAUGGAGAGCAGUGGAAAUGGAAAGACCGGAAGCACGAAGGGAUCACGUGCUGAAACAGAUGUGUGUCGAUGCCAAUGUCAUUGCACAUGUCCCAGUGGAGCGUCGAAUAGAAUUUGCAGACGUCACAACAGAAGCUGGAGCCAAGGAUUGCAAAGUGACAGAAAGUGCAGUUGCGUUGCCUCCAUGCAAGCUGAAGGUAGAGAGUUUGUGGAGGGUGAUAAGGGUGUUUCAGCUCGAUGGGGAGUUCAGAACAAGACUUGUGGAGGUACGAGUCGCAGGAUUUGCAGGCGUAGGUGGUGGAGGGUGUGGCUUGAAUGGGGUUGGUGCAGCCAUAGCAGUUGACUUUCGUCAACCCCUCGGAGGUCACGGAGGAUUAGAGGGUGUUUGUGGCUGCAAUGUCCUAUCUGAUUCUGCUCCUCCUCCAUCUGUUUUUGGUUGGCGACUUGGGUUUGGCUUCUGAUGGAUGGGUUCUAUAACUCAGACGUGAUCAAAUGUGCAGAUCAGACAGAUGUAUUGCUGGUUGAAAUGAAGCAUAGGAUCAUUCAAUUUGACUUUGGUGUAGACACAUUCAAGUAUACAACUGCGUCAGAUCUGUUUGAGUUAAAAUAACAAAACUGAGAAUUAUCCAGAUGAUGCACCUGACAUAGACCUAUUCCAAGUUGAUCCAUAGAGGAAGACUGGAGCAGAAAAUGUUCCGACAUCUGUGCAGAAGUUGCCAAAUCUAUUAAAAAACUUUUGCACGAUUGCACAUCCUCUAAUCGAUCUUUGUAUUCAAGUUUCUAGUUCCUUUUCAUGUUAAUUUUUUCUAAUGUUGCAAUUUGAUGGAGUGAUCAGGUGAAUUCAUUCAAUCAACUACAGCCAAAUCCCACAUGCAUCAGUCGGUUUAAGCAGCAGACUGUACAGGUUAAUGGAACGUACGGGUGAUGUCUGUAUAUACUAGUGCCAGCGAAUAUACGGAAUCGAGGUCAAAUAAGCCAAAGUAAUUCGCCAAUUCUGAGCUGGAGGCUCGACUAAACAUCCCUGGAGAUUUGUCUGCCUACAGGACGACACAGUUAGGUUUCGGUGUUCGAAACAUUUGGGUUUGUUGUUCAUCCCUUUAGAGAGAACGUGCUGCAAAGUGCAAAUUAUAUUAUAGGAUGACUACUUAGCCAAGACUGGCUUCACCAUCUUCUAAUAAUUAAAGAUAGAAUGAAAAUAUCCAGGCUUUUAGCUUAGCAAGCCUGAUAUUCUCUACCAUUUACACUUGACAUAUGCAUCAAUACUG